ACGUUCGACUCAUCUCACAAUCCUGUGCCUGCCCGAAGAAGAUUCACAUACUUCCGUUUUACAAUUUCCUCAAAUUUUGUAGAAACAUGUGCGGAGUAAUUACAGUUAAAAUAUUAAUUCUAUGUCUGGUGCUCGAUGCAGUCUGCGCUUAUCAAAGAAGACCAUGGAACGCUGAAAAUACAGAAAGACCAGGACCCAACGUGUGUGCCGUAGAAGUGAACGACGAUAUAAAUUACACUUAUUACACCGAGAGCCAGCAGUGGAAUCCGCGAAAAAUUUGCGGCAAGCAAACAUUUGUCAGAUACGAAUGCUGCGCAGGAUAUUACAGGGUCGCUGGUCAUCCCGGUUGCACGGGAGUGAAGCCGUUAAUUAAUCUGAUAGAAACAGCACGACGUGCGGGUGCAAUGAAAUUUGCAAAACUGAUCGAAAACUCGAAUUUUGCGGAAGAAUUGAGGGGUGGCUCUCCGUUGACGCUAUUUGUUCCUUCUGACGUUGCUUUUGAUAAUUACCUGAGAGUAAAGGGUAUUCAACCAGAAUGGCUGCACGACGGCAACAGGUACAUAAAUUUAAUUGCAAAUCACAUAACGAAUAAACGGGUGCUAUCGAGUCAAUGGCAAGAAAACUUAUUGAUCCCAUCGAGACUACAGGGAAACGUUCUGAGGGUUAAUAAAUUUCCCAGUGGGAUGGAAACAGUAAAUUGUCAUCGGAUUAUUCGCAAGGAUCAAAUUGCCUGCAAUGGAGUUGUACACGUAAUUGACGGUGUAUUGGAUCUUGCAUUGGCACAGAAUUCGGACAUAAUUCAACUUGCUGCGAGGGACGGUAGAUUCCAGAUAUUUAUGAAGGCCCUUGAAAACAGCGAAUUCGCGCACAGGAUUAGGUACAACGAAAUGCCCUGCACGAUUUUUGCACCCACGGAUGAUGCUUUUCACGGCAUUCCUCGGGGACAAUUGAAUGACAUGCUCGCAAACCGAGAUGCAUUAAAUGCAAUGAUUGCUCAUCAUAUUGUUACCCAUCCUGUCUGUAUGUCUAACGUUAUUUCGGAGUACCAUGCACCCACCAUGCAGCAGCAGUUGCUCACACUAAAUUGUGGUCCACAUGGACCAAUCGUGGAUCAUGCAAAUCUAAGAAAUGAGAUGUACCAUGGAGAAAAUGGAAUGUUGUAUAUUCUCGAUCGUGUAUUGCUUCCGGAUCGAGCCAAAUCGAUUAUGGAUUUGAUGAAAGAAGAAGGGGUGUUUACGUUCCUGAAGAUAAUCAGAACAGCUGAGUUGGAAGAAACGUUGAGACAUUUGAAACGUCUUACAAUAUUCGCUCCAUCAGAAGCAGCGAUGUAUUCUCUCUCGAAACACCAGCUUGUAGAGCUGCAGAGGAAUAAGGAAAGUGCUAGGAGAUUCGUUUUCAAUCACAUAGUUCAGGGAGCGUAUUUCACGUACGAAAUUAGUAACAAUCAAGUAGCCAGAACUCUUGAAACGGAGAUUCCUUUACGCUUUCAAGUAUACCCAGGAAACUUUGGAAUAGAGAAUGCUUUGAUUGUAAAAGCCGACAGAGAAUGCACCAACGGCGUUUUACAUAUUAUAAACCAUGUUUUACAUCCCGCCGAGGAAUCUUUAGAUAAUAUUUUAAGAAGAGAUGGUAAUUUCAGCAUUUGGUUGGAUGCAAUGGAAAGAAUAAAAAAAGUCCAGCCGCAAAUAUAUGAUCAAUUUAAACACCCAAAUUCUUCGUGCACGUACUUUAUACCUUCUGACCAGGCAUUCAAACGGCUGGGGAACGUGAAACUUCAGAAAUUGUUGCAAGAUAAUAACUACUUAUCGAAGGUGAUGAAAAAUCACAUCGUGGAUAAUAUGAUGAUUUCCGAAAGCUUCAGACCGGACCUUCAAUAUACCUUGAAGACUAAAGGAGACAUGGUAUACGUUGUACGAAAAGACAACAAAGUAUUGGUGGACGACGCAACUCUCGUGAAGUGCGAUAUUUUAAAUAAAGCUGGAGUGGCUCACGAAAUAAACUCGGUACUGCUGCCUGAACAUUGCUCGCGGUACAGAAAAACAUUUAAUGGAAUGGGAAAAAAACUAUGCUAAUUAAAAUAAAUCACAAAUAUGAAUAUUUAAUGUUAUUUUAACUUUUUAUGAGUU
This is a messenger RNA of Megachile rotundata (alfalfa leafcutting bee), 2126 nucleotides long. Its product is annotated as periostin. Lineage: Eukaryota; Metazoa; Arthropoda; Insecta; Hymenoptera; Megachilidae. Gene Ontology annotation, biological process: extracellular matrix organization; cell adhesion. Gene Ontology annotation, cellular component: extracellular matrix. Gene Ontology annotation, molecular function: cell adhesion molecule binding. The record is from RefSeq and is a predicted model, not a curated record.